CAUUCGAGUAGAGACGUCGUGUUUUUGUUUUGUGCAUUGAACGUGUUUUUGUUACUUAUUUUUUCUCACUAAAUGCACUUUUUUACAUAAUUAAAAUUGUUACUUGUACAAAUUGCGAUUGGAAUAUAAUUCCAAGUUUCCAAAAAGCAAUAAUCGCUUCAUUGCAUGUGAAGCGUGUGACCAAAGUGAAAAGUACUGGAGCUCAAGCAUUUGAACUGAAUAAGCGAUUUUUAUUUGUUCAUAUUGAACCGCAAUGACAUUGAACAAUCAAAUGACAAUUUUUAUUCAAAAAAAAUUUUAAAACUAAAUUUAAGGUGUGCUAAAUAAAAACAAUUAAAUUUAGUCAAUUGAGAGUGGAGCAGUAAAUUGCGAAAGAAAUUGUAAAAUAAGUGCAAAAAUCGAAAUAAAACAACAAAAUAUACAACGCUUAACGAAGCGCACAUUUUUAUAAUAUCGAAAAAAGGAACAAGUUUGCGUGAGCUUGUGUAUGAGUUCAAUUGAGUUAAAUUGAAUUGACAGGAGGAGGACGUGUUAAAUAACAGUGCAGUGUGCCGGCGGCGGAAGUGCUCUUGAACUUGAUGUUUUUUUGUAUAAAAAAUACCUGCUGAUUUAGGUUGUGAGAGAAUUUGUUGAGAAAUCGUGAGAGCGGUAGAAAUAUAGUAAAGCGAAAAAGCAAAAAGCUUCCAAAAUUGCAUUGCUUGCUGUGUAAUAAGAAGGAAAACACUUCGUUAACAAGGAUAUUAAAAUUUGAGUGGUAAAAGGCCAAACAAAAGCAAUAAGUAUGGAUGCACUCGGAGAUUUGUUGGCACCCUAUAGUGAUUCAAUCGCAAAGGUUGCGGGAACGAUUACAACUUUACAAUUUCUCUCCGGUAUAUUUUUGCUAAACGAUAUUCGAAAAAGAGGGCGUAGUGACGGAUAUCCCCCCGAACCAUUUCUCGGUGGUGUCGUCCUUUCAGUUCUCACUUUGAAGAUGGGCACACUGAUGGGCGAUUCUGCCACUAUUAUGGUUAAUAUACUUGGCUUUGCCAUUAACGUAGUUUUUAUGACUGCGUUCUAUUGGUACUCUUCGAAUGAAUUCAAAAUGAAAAUAUGGUCGAAAAUUGGUAUUGCUGGAGCUUUUACAGUCGCCUGUUUAGCGUACGCUGCUUUUGAGGAUCCGAAGAAAAUUGAAUUCCGUUUUGGUAUGUUGAUCACUGGGAUACUAGUAUUUUUGGUUGGAUCGCCACUUUUGCAACUCAAUAAAAUAAUUGAAAAGAAGAGUACCGAGGGUAUGCCAUUCCCAAUUAUAUUGACCGGUACACUCGUGGCUGCGUCGUGGGCGUUGUACGCGAUUUCUAUACGCAACUUCAUGAUGGCCUAUCAAAAUCUGUUCUUAUUGGCAUUGAGCUCUAUACAGUUAUCGCUAUUCGCCAUUUACCCGAACACCUCAACAAUUUCGGAGUCUUCGGUAAAGCAUUCGCCAUCCACUUUGGAACACAAAAAAUCCAAAAUUCGUUCUACAACUAGCAUUGAUAGCAAGAAGAAAAAUUGAUUUGUGCGUCUACAUAACAGAGGCUGUGACCGUGCCUACACAUUAGGGUUGUUAACGUAAAGUUGAUAUUGAAAAUCUCUUCUUUAUACAUAACCAAAUUAAUUUACAAUAAUAAUAAUAUGCUUGUGCUUUCAACAAUCUAAUUGCUAUGGCACAUUCUCCUUAAUAUGCAUUCUUCCGAAUUUGCACAAAAA
Zeugodacus cucurbitae (melon fly) is the source of this 1725-nucleotide messenger RNA. RefSeq names its product sugar transporter SWEET1. The record is from RefSeq and is a predicted model, not a curated record. Gene Ontology annotation, biological process: carbohydrate transport. NCBI's taxonomy places the organism in Eukaryota, Metazoa, Arthropoda, Insecta, Diptera, Tephritidae. The transcript is spliced from 3 exons. Bases 782 to 1531 code for a protein of 249 amino acids. Gene Ontology annotation, cellular component: membrane. Gene Ontology annotation, molecular function: sugar transmembrane transporter activity.